Molecule: messenger RNA, 747 nt
Organism: Frieseomelitta varia
Lineage: Eukaryota; Metazoa; Arthropoda; Insecta; Hymenoptera; Apidae
Gene: Tspo
Product: translocator protein
Exons: 3
Coding region: 149-676 (175 amino acids)
Cellular component (GO): mitochondrial outer membrane
Source: RefSeq, a predicted model, not a curated record
CAUGAUAACGAAUACUAAAAAUGUGUGAGUGUGCCGAUAGUGUUUCUUCGUAGUUACAUUACUGAAAAAACGUCAGUCGCAAAGAUAGUGGCGUACAUUUUCAUCAGUACUGUUGGAAAUAGUUGAACAAUAUUUUCUUCUCAGUAAAAUGCCUGUAAAAUGCCUCAGUAAAAUAUCUUGGCCAGUUGUUGGAGCUGUUAUUCACCCUAAUAUAGGAGGAUGGGCCGGAAGUUACUUCACUAGAAAAAAUAUUAAACCCUGGUAUGAGUCUUUGAAUAGACCAUCUUGGACUCCACCAAACUGGGCAUUUGCUCCAGUAUGGACAACUCUCUAUUGCACAAUAGGAUAUUCUUCAUAUUUAGUGUGGAAAGAUGGUGGUGGUUUCAGAGAAGCAAUAGUACCUCUUUCUAUUUAUGGAACUAAUUUAAUAUUAAAUUGGUCUUGGACACCAUUAUUCUUUGGAUUACACGAGAUAAAAUGGGCUUUAUAUGAAAUUGUUUUAUUGUGGGGAAGCACUGUAGCAAUGGGUGUGUCUUUCUAUCAUGUGAAUCCACUUGCUGGUUAUUUGAUUAUUCCAUAUUUAGCAUGGACUACUCUUGCUACAGCAUUGAACUAUACAAUUUAUAAGAAUAACAAACCAAGCAUCGAACCAGCUGCAGAUGAAAAGAAAAAAUAAUGUACUUGAUGAUUCUUUUGUAGCAAACAACAUUAAUGUAAAUCACCUAAUGAAAACAAUGUUUUACUCUA